This is a messenger RNA of Pseudomassariella vexata, 282 nucleotides long. RefSeq names its product DSS1/SEM1 family-domain-containing protein. The transcript has 3 exons. Gene Ontology annotation, cellular component: proteasome regulatory particle, lid subcomplex; proteasome complex. NCBI's taxonomy places the organism in Eukaryota, Fungi, Ascomycota, Sordariomycetes, Amphisphaeriales, Pseudomassariaceae. The record is from RefSeq and is a predicted model, not a curated record. Gene Ontology annotation, biological process: mRNA export from nucleus; proteasome assembly; double-strand break repair via homologous recombination. The coding region runs from base 1 to 282 and encodes 93 amino acids.
AUGGCGUCCGCAUCUACACCAAAGCCGGCUGACAAGUCCACUAAUGAGCCCAAGCACGACCAGCAAGCAGCGCAGAAGUCGGCAGCAGCUCUGGAGGAAGACGACGAGUUUGAGGAUUUCCCCGUUGAAGAUUGGCCCGCAGAAGAAACGGAAGCAGCAAAGGGCGAUGGCACGACAGGACAUCUGUGGGAAGAAAGCUGGGAUGACGCCGAUACUACGGAUGAUUUCUCGACCCAAUUGCGGGAUGAGCUGAAGAAGGUGGAUGCAUCGAAGAAGCGGUAA